This is a messenger RNA of Scophthalmus maximus (turbot), 2429 nucleotides long. RefSeq names its product BTB/POZ domain-containing protein 1. Lineage: Eukaryota; Metazoa; Chordata; Actinopteri; Pleuronectiformes; Scophthalmidae. Gene Ontology annotation, biological process: neurogenesis. Gene Ontology annotation, cellular component: P-body; cytosol. The transcript is spliced from 8 exons. Gene Ontology annotation, molecular function: protein binding. The record is from RefSeq and is a predicted model, not a curated record. Bases 294 to 1757 code for a protein of 487 amino acids.
AUUUAAACAAUGUAUGAGAUGUCUGAUCCACACUCCUGACCAGUUGGUGGCGGUAAUGCACCACAGCGUUGUUUGCUAACCGCUAAUCAGGCUCAAAUGAGAAGAAGAAGAAGUGUUUUGCCGGAAGUGGAGAGACUCUGCAGGCUAGCAGGUAGCGAUGGCUUCCGCGGCCAUGGAUGCGACGUAAAUAAAUAACAACACACGCGCUUUGGUCGGUGUGUGAUUGUGAAGUGAUAGCGGUACAUUGUGAAGGGAGAAGAGAAUAAAAGAAAAGAACAAAUAGAACUUGUGUCAUGGCGACCGGGAGCGGCGGCGGCUUGGCGUCAAACCAUGAUUGUCAGGAGGUUGCCUCCAACUCGGCUCAUUCUGGAGGAGUCGCCGCGGCGAUAGCCAACGUGCCAGCCUCCGGCCCUGCACCGUCCGCCUCCCCGCCGGUGCUCGGCCUCCACCGGGAGCCCGUGUACAACUGGCAGGCGACGAAGAGCUCCCUGAAGGAGCGCUUCGCCUUCCUCUUCAACAACGAGCUGCUCAGUGACGUCAGGUUCAUCGUGGGGAAGGGCAGGCAGGCCCAGAGGAUACCGGCCCACAAAUUCGUCCUGGCCGCCGGCAGCGCCGUGUUCGAUGCCAUGUUCAACGGAGGGAUGGCCACCACCUCGACUGAGAUAGAGCUGCCCGACGUGGAGCCGGCGGCCUUCCUCGCCCUGCUCAGGUUCCUGUAUUCCGACGAGGUCCACAUCGGUCCGGAGACUGUGAUGACAACUCUGUAUACGGCCAAGAAGUACGCGGUUCCAGCACUGGAGGGUCACUGCGUCGAGUUCCUCACCAAGCACCUCAGAGCCGACAAUGCGUUCAUGCUCCUCACUCAGGCAAGGUUAUUUGAUGAACCCCAACUUGCCAGUCUCUGCUUGGACACCAUAGACAAAAGCACUGCAGAUGCAAUAAAUGCAGAGGGCUUCACCGAUAUUGACCUCGACACUUUAUGUGCAGUGCUCGAAAGAGACACGCUCAGCAUCAGAGAGAACCGUCUGUUCGGGGCGGUGGUACGCUGGGCAGAGGCCGAGUGUUACAGACAACAGCUUGCCCCGAACUCAGAGAACAAACAGAAGGUUUUGGGGAAAGCCCUCCCUCUCAUCCGCUUCCCGCUCAUGACUGUUGAGGAGUUUGCUGCUGGGCCUGCCCAGUCUGGAAUAUUGUUCGAUCGGGAGGUGGUAAAUCUGUUUUUACACUUUACAGUAAACCCCAAACCACGGGUCGACUACAUUGACAGGCCUCGCUGCUGCCUCAGGGGGGAGGAGUGCAGUAUUAAUAGAUUCCAGCAGGUUGAGAGUCGAUGGGGGUACAGUGGUACCAGCGACAGAAUCAGAUUCAACGUGAACAAAAGAAUAUCCAUAGUGGGUUUUGGCUUGUAUGGUUCAAUACAUGGGCCUACUGACUAUCAGGUCAACUUACAGAUCUUGGAGAGCGACAAACGCAUCACACUGGGCCAGAACGACACCGGUUUCAGCUGUGACGGCACGGCCAACACAUUCAGGGUGAUGUUCAAAGAGCCGGUGGAAAUCUUGCCCAAUGUCAACUACACUGCAUGUGCCACUUUAAAGGGCUCAGACUCGCAUUACGGCACAAAAGGGCUGAAGAAAGUGACCCAGGAAUCAGCGACGGGGACCAAGACGACAUUUUUCUUUUUUAGCUCACCUGGAAAUAACAACGGUACAUCAGUGGAGGAUGGGCAGAUACCAGAGAUCAUCUACUACACCUAGACUUAACGCUGAGUCAUGCAGGUACACUGAACCAGUGAGACCUCGGACUGCUGGGACACCUGGCUUGCUGGAGAUACACAUGUAACGUAGUGCCUCAUGAUCCCUUGGAAUAAAGAGUGUGGGUGUGUGUGUGUCUGUGCUGUAUGUGUGUGUAUCUGUCUGUAGGUUAGGCAGACAUGAGUGGGAAUGGGGAGACAGUUGAAGUGAAGUUGUGGAAAAUCACAGCUCUGGUGUGAAUAAACACUAUUUUGUAGGGCAUGACCUGUAUCAUCAUUUUUUAUAUGAUCUAAAUAUUGUUGUCCUGUGUCUGAGUGUUAUUAUGAGUUAGCUGCCAGAGCAGGAGUUCAUCCUGCGUGAGUGAAACUACAGAGAAGGCUGCCACGUGUUGGUUGAUGCCAUUUCAUCGUGUUAUUUUGUCAGUUUUUUCUGAUGCAUUUACCGAAAGUAUACUAUUUUCUUUUUUUUCUUCUUUUUUUUACUGUGCACUGUUCUCAUUUAUCAAGCAAGUGUCCUCAAGUACUUUGUUUUUGCACUGUGUUAAGGAUCCAUGCGUGUUGUAUAACUUUGCCAGUGGUACAUGCUGUAAUUUCUGACUUCAUGUUUGCUUAGCACUUAAUUCAAAUGUAAAAUACAAAUGAAGCUUUUUUGUCAAUAAAAUGUGGUCAGACCCAA